AUGAAAGUGUUUGGUAAAUUCGACUUGGCGGUGGAGGAAGGGGUGCGUAUUAUGAAUGAGGGAGAUGAGAUGGUGGAUGAUGUGGAUGGUGAGGAGAUUGUUGUGGGGGAGGAUGAAUUGAGUAGAAAACGUAGAGCUCAAAGUGAUUUUUGGUUAAAUCUAAAAAUCAAGGAGAAUAUGUUGAUACAAAAGUCGAGAUUAAAAUGGUUGAAUGACGGAGAUUCUAAUAGUAGGUACUUUCACAAUGUCAUGAAUUCGAGGAGGAUUCGUAAUCAUAUUGGCUUCAUUGUCACUGAUAGAGGAGUAGUAGAAUCGGUGGAGGAGGUGAAGAAGGAGACAAAAUUGUUUUUUGAGGAGAAAUUCUCAGAGGCUAUGGGAGGGAGACCGAUUUUAGAGGACAUUUCCUUCUCAAAGCUCAAUCGGGUAGAGAGAGAUGGUCUUGAAUAUCCUUUUUCGGAAGAAGAGAUAAAGGAGGCAAUUUGGAGUUGUGAUGGAGCUAGAAGUCCGGGUCCGGAUGGGUAUUCUUUUAGGUUUAUCAAGAAAUGUUGGCACUUUAUGAAGGCGGACUUUAUUAAUUGUCUAUCUUGUUUUCAUCGGGAGGCUUUGCUUUCAAAGGCGAUCACUUCUUCUUUUCUUACUCUCAUUCCGAAAAAUUCCAAUCCUUUGGGUCUUAAUGAAUAUAGACCUAUUUGCCUUGUUGGUUGCAUUUACAAAGUCAUUUCCAAAAUUUUGGCGUCUAGAUUGAAGAAAGUGCUUAGCUCGGUUGUGUCCGAAUGCCAAAGUGCUUUUGUGCCGGGAAGACAAUUAUUGGAUGGGGUCUUAGUUGCUAAUGAAGUUAUUGAUUUGGCUAGGAAGGAUGGCUUAGGGUGUUUACUCUUUAAAGUAGACUUUGAGAAAGCCUAUGAUAAUGUUAGUUGGGAUUUUUUAAGAUUUAUGUUGAGAAAAAUGGGUUUCGGUGCCAAAUGGCUAAAGUGGAUGGAGGCUUUGAUUUUUGAGAGUAAAAUGUCGGUUCUUGUCAAUGGAAGUCCAACCGCCGAAUUUGUUGUCAAGAAGGGAUUGAGACAAGGGCACCCUCUAUCUCCUUUUCUUUUUGUGAUAGUAGCGGAAGGUUUGAAGGGAAUGGUUAGGAAGGCGGUGGAGUUAGGAGAGUAUGUCGGUUUCAAUGUUAGAAGAAAGUGUAGUGUGGAGUUACUUCAAUUUGCGGAUGACACCCUUUUGGUAGGCGAGGGAAAUUGGAAGCAACUUUGGGUUAUAAAGGCUAUUCUUAGAGGAUUCGAACUAGUGUCGGGUCUUGGUAUCAACUAUCACAAAAGCAAUUUUCUUUGGGGAGGCGUGGGGGAAAAGAGGAAAGUUCAUUGGGUUAAUUGGAAGACUAUUUGCUUACCGGUUGAGAAAGGUGGUCUUGGUAUUAGAAGGAUAAAAGACUUCAAUAUAGCGCUUCUAAACAAAUGGCGGUGGAGGAUUUUUUCGGGUUCGGAAGCUCUUUGGUAUAAGGUCUUGAAAGCAAGAUAUGGUGAUAUUAAUGUUAAAGCGGCUUCGUGUGUGAGCUCUAUUAACGGUAAAGAUUCGCAUUCUAAAUGGUGGGCGGACAUUCUUUCGUUGGGUAUAUCUUAUGUGGAGGAUUUUUUCAUGGACAAUUGCAAGUUUGUCUUAGGCGACGGUUAUAAUAUAUCAUUUUGGCAUUCCAAGUGGAUAGGCACUAGGAGCUUGAGGGAGUUGUUUCCGGAGGAGUAUGCUUGUUCGAACUUGAAGUUUGUGUCGGUAGCGGGGAUGGGAGGGUGGAAUUCGAAUGGGUGGGCGUGGGACAGAUUUGGUCUGGACGCUGCUGGAAGUGUUGGGGCGGACAGCAUGGUGCAGAAAAUCUCGGAAAUGCUGCAGCAUGUGCAGCCGGUUUCGGAAGCAAGGGAUGGCGUGAUUUGGUUGGCGGAUCCGGAUUUCUCUUUCACGGUACGUAGUUGUUAUGAUUUGUUUAAUUUCUACCAUCUUCCGCGAGGACCGGAUCUUCAACUUGUUAGUGUUUUCUCCCUCAUUUGGAAAUUGAUGAUCCCUAUUAAAAUCAAGUUCUUUGGAUGGAGGUGUUUGCUUGAUAGGUUACCAACUAGGGACUUACUCUUGUAUAGAGGAAUUUCCAUCUCUUCACCUAAUGUCUGUGUUUUUUGUGAGAUGGAGAAGGAGUCAUUGUCCCAUUUUAUUUUUUCUUGCCGUAUAUCUCGCUUGGUUUGGAAAGAAAUAGCUUCGUGGAUUGGAUUUUCCGAGUUUCUUUUUGUGGAUGUUUGGAGUAGUUUUUAUGAUUAG
Messenger RNA from Vicia villosa (hairy vetch), 2295 nucleotides. RefSeq lists its product as uncharacterized. NCBI's taxonomy places the organism in Eukaryota, Viridiplantae, Streptophyta, Magnoliopsida, Fabales, Fabaceae. The coding region runs from base 1 to 2295 and encodes 764 amino acids. The transcript has a single exon. The record is from RefSeq and is a predicted model, not a curated record.